CCCUCCCGGCUUCACCACAGAAGAACGCGAGGCCCUGAGGCCCCCAGCCCAGCCAUGGCCCCCUGGCGCAAAACUGACAAGGAGCGGCACGGUGUGGCUAUAUACAACUUCCAAGGAAAUGGAGCCCCCCAGCUCAACCUGCAGAUUGGUGAUGUAGUGAGAAUACAGGAGACCUGUGGAGACUGGUAUAGGGGAUAUCUCAUGAAGCAUAAAAUGUUACAGGGCAUUUUCCCCACGUCCUUUAUCCACAUCAAGGAAGUGACAGUGGAGAAAAGAAGAAAUACUGAGAACAUUAUUCCAGCGGAAAUUCCUCUGGCACAAGAAGUGACAACGACACUUUGGGAAUGGGGGAACAUCUGGAAACAGCUCUAUGUGGCCAGCAAAAAGGAACGCUUUCUCCAGGUGCAAUCCAUGAUGUAUGAUCUGAUGGAGUGGAGGUCCCAGCUCCUCUCAGGAACUCUGCCCAAGGAUGAACUCAAGGAAUUGAAGCAGAAAGUCACAUCCAAAAUCGACUAUGGCAACAGAAUCCUUGAGCUUGAUCUGAUUGUCAGAGAUGAAGAUGGAAACAUCUUGGACCCUGAUAAUACCAGCGUCAUCAGCUUGUUCCAUGCACACGAGGAGGCCACAGAGAAAAUCACAGAGCGUAUCAAGGAAGAAAUGUCAAAGGACCAACCAGACUAUGGAAUGUAUUCCCGAAUAUCCUCAUCCCCCACUCACAGCCUCUAUGUCUUUGUGAGAAAUUUUGUGUGCAGAAUUGGGGAAGAUGCCGAGCUCUUCAUGUCUCUCUAUGAUCCCAACAAGCAAAUGGUCAUAAGUGAGAACUACCUGGUACGAUGGGGGAGUAGGGGCUUCCCAAAGGAGAUUGAGAUGCUCAACAAUCUGAAGGUGGUCUUCACGGACCUUGGAAACAAAGAUCUCAACAGGGAUAAGAUUUACUUGAUUUGCCAAAUAGUCCGAGUUGGGAAGAUGGAUCUGAAAGAUACUAACACAAAGAAAUGCACACAGGGACUGAGGAGGCCCUUUGGGGUGGCAGUUAUGGACAUAACAGACAUCAUCAAGGGGAAAGCAGAAAGUGAUGAAGAAAAGCAGCACUUUAUUCCUUUUCACCCGGUCACAGCUGAGAAUGACUUUCUACACACCUUGCUGGGCAAAGUGAUAGCUUCCAAGGGAGACAGUGGAGGGCAAGGUCUGUGGGUGACCAUGAAGAUGCUGGUGGGUGACACCAUUCAGAUCCGCAAGGAUUACCCACACCUGGUGGACAGGACCACUGUGGUAGCCAGGAAACUGGGCUUCCCUGAGAUCAUCAUGCCAGGGGAUGUCAGGAACGACAUCUACAUUACCCUCUUACAAGGUGACUUUGACAAGUACAACAAGACCACACAGAGGAAUGUGGAAGUGAUCAUGUGUGUGUGUGCAGAGGAUGGCAAAACGCUGCCCAAUGCAAUUUGUGUGGGUGCUGGGGACAAGCCCAUGAAUGAGUAUCGCUCUGUCGUGUACUAUCAAGUCAAACAGCCACGCUGGAUGGAAACUGUCAAGGUGGCUGUCCCUAUUGAAGACAUGCAGAGGAUCCACCUAAGAUUCAUGUUUCGACACCGGUCAUCCCUGGAAUCUAAAGACAAAGGAGAAAAAAACUUUGCCAUGUCUUAUGUGAAACUGAUGAAAGAAGAUGGAACCACUCUGCAUGAUGGAUGCCAUGACCUCGUUGUCCUCAAGGGAGACAGCAAGAAGAUGGAGGAUGCCAGUGCAUACCUGACUCUGCCUUCUUAUCGACAUCAUGUGGAAAACAAGGGGGCCACCUUGAGCCGGAGCUACAGCAGUGUUGGGGGUCUCUCUGUCAGUUCUCGGGAUGUGUUCUCCAUUUCCACCCUGGUGUGUUCCACCAAGCUCACCCAGAAUGUGGGCUUGCUGGGUUUGCUGAAGUGGCGAAUGAAGCCUCAACUUCUACAGGAGAAUUUAGAGAAGCUGAAGAUUGUGGAUGGAGAGGAAGUGAUGAAGUUUCUUCAGGACACUCUGGAUGCCCUGUUCAACAUCAUGAUGGAGCAUUCUCAAAGUAAUGAGUAUGACAUCCUCGUCUUUGAUGCUUUGAUCUACAUAGUAGGACUCAUUGCAGACAGGAAAUUCCAGCAUUUCAACACAGUCCUGGAGGCUUACAUUCAACAGCAUUUCAGUGCUACAUUGGCUUACAAGAAGUUGAUGACGGUGUUGAAGACUUAUUUGGAUACCUCCAGCAGAGGGGAGCAAUGUGAGCCGAUCCUAAGGACUCUGAAAGCUUUGGAGUAUGUGUUUAAGUUCAUCGUUCGGUCCAGGACAUUAUUUUCACAGCUUUAUGAAGGCAAAGAACAGAUGGAAUUUGAAGAAUCCAUGAGACGGCUCUUUGAAUCCAUCAACAACCUGAUGAAAAGUCAUUAUAAAACCACCAUCCUUUUGCAGGUGGCGGCUUUGAAAUACAUCCCCUCUGUCCUCCACGAUGUGGAAACCGUCUUUGAUGCGAAGUUACUCAGCCAACUCUUGUAUGAGUUCUAUACCUGCAUCCCUCCUGUGAAACUGCAGAAGCAGAAGGUACAGUCCAUGAAUGAGAUUGUCCAGAGCAACCUCUUUAAAAAGCAAGAAUGCCGGGACAUUCUGCUUCCUGUCAUCACCAAAGAGCUGAAGGAGCUGUUGGAACCAAAGGAUGAGGUGCAGCACCAGGCCCUGGAGAAGAAGUACUGCGUGGAAUUGCUCAACAGCAUCUUGGAGGUCCUUAGCUCCCAGGAUGUGGCCUUCACCUACCAUCACAUUCAAGAGAUCAUGGUCCAGCUGCUUCGCACCGUGAACCGAACAGUAAUCACCAUGGGCCGGGAUCAUGUCCUGAUUAGUCACUUUGUGGCAUGCAUGACAGCCAUCUUAGACCAGAUGGGUGACCAACACUAUUCCUUCUAUAUUGAGACCUUCCAGACCAGCUCAGACCUUGUGGAUUUCUUGAUGGAGACCUUCAUCAUGUUCAAGGACCUCAUUGGGAAAAAUGUGUACCCCGGAGACUGGAUGGCCAUGAGUAUGGUGCAGAACAGGGUCUUCCUGAGAGCUAUCAACAAAUUUGCAGAAACCAUGAACCAGAAGUUUCUGGAACAUACGAACUUUGAGUUCCAGCUGUGGAACAACUAUUUUCAUCUGGCAGUGGCUUUUAUCACACAGGAUUCUCUGCAGCUGGAGCAGUUCUCACACGCCAAGUACAACAAAAUCCUGAAUAAGUAUGAGGACAUGAGACGACUAAUUGGCUUCUCCAUUCGUGAUAUGUGGUACAAGCUUGGCCACAACAAAAUCCGCUUCAUCCCAGGCAUGGUGGGACCUAUAUUAGAGAUGACACUUAUCCCUGAGGCUGAGCUUCGGAAAGCCACCAUACCAAUAUUCUUCGACAUGAUGCUGUGUGAAUAUCAAAGGAGUGGUGAUUUCAAAAAGUUUGAGAAUGAAAUCAUCCUGAAGCUGGACCAUGAGGUGGAAGGGGGCCGAGGGGAUGAGCAAUACAUGCAGCUCCUGGAAUCAAUCCUGAUGGAGUGUGCUGCAGAGCACCCAACAAUCGCCAAGUCUGUGGAGAACUUUGUGAACCUGGUCAAAGGUCUCCUGGAGAAGCUGCUGGAUUACCGGGAUGUGAUGACAGAUGAGAGCAAAAAUAACCGCAUGAGUUGCACUGUGAACCUGCUGAAUUUCUACAAAGAUAACAACCGGGAAGAGAUGUACAUAAGGUACCUCUACAAACUCCGUGAUCUUCACCUGGAUUGUGACAAUUACACAGAGGCUGCCUACACGCUGCUUCUUCACACCUGGCUUCUCAAGUGGUCAGAUGAGCAGUGUGCAUCACAGGUCAUGCAGACUGGACAUCAGCACCCCCAGACCCACCGGCAGCUGAAAGAGUCGCUCUAUGAGACCAUCAUAGGCUACUUUGAUAAAGGAAAGAUGUGGGAAGAGGCCAUUAGUCUGUGCAAGGAACUGGCCGAACAGUAUGAGAUGGAGAUCUUCGACUAUGAGCUGCUCAGCCUGAACCUGAAUCAGCAGGCAAAAUUCUAUGAAAAUAUCAUGAAAAUCCUCAGGCCCAAACCAGACUACUUUGCUGUUGGAUACUAUGGUCAGGGAUUCCCCACCUUUCUGCGGAACAAAGUGUUCAUCUACCGUGGGAAGGAGUAUGAGCGGAGGGAAGACUUCCAGAUGCAGCUCAUGAGCCAGUUCCCCAAUGCAGAGAAGAUGAACACGACCUCUGCUCCUGCUGAUGAUGUGAAGAAUGCCCCAGGCCAGUACAUCCAGUGUUUCACUGUCCAACCUGUCUUGGAUGAACACCCCAGAUUCAAGAACAAGCCAGUGCCUGAUCAGAUCAUAAACUUUUACAAAUCCAACUACGUGCAAAGGUUCCACUACUCCCGCCCUGUGCGCAAGGGGACCAUAGACCCUGAGAACGAGUUUGCUUCAAUGUGGAUCGAGAGGACCUCCUUUAUGACUGCAUACAAGCUGCCAGGCAUCCUGCGCUGGUUCGAGGUGGUUCAUAUGUCACAGACCACAAUUAGCCCCCUGGAAAAUGCCAUUGAAACCAUGUCCACAGCCAAUGAGAAGAUAUUGAUGAUGAUAAACCAGUACCAGAAUGAUGAGAGCCUCCCCAUCAACCCGCUGUCCAUGCUCCUGAAUGGAAUUGUAGACCCUGCUGUCAUGGGCGGUUUCGCCAAGUAUGAAAAGGCUUUCUUCACUGAAGACUACACCAGGGAACACCCUGAGGACCAGGACAAGCUGAGCCAUCUCAAGGACCUGAUUGCAUGGCAGAUCCCCUUCCUAGGAGCUGGGAUUAAGAUCCAUGAGAAAAGGGUAUCUGACAACCUGCGGCCUUUCCACGACCGGAUGGAGGAAUGUUUCAAGAACCUGAAAGUGAAAGUAGAGAAGGAAUAUGGUGUCCGAGAAAUGCCCGACUUUGAUGACAGGAGAGUUGGCCGGCCCAGGUCCAUGCUGCGCUCCUACAGGCAGAUGUCCAUCAUCUCUCUGGCUUCCAUGAAUUCUGACUGCAGCACUCCAAGCAAGGCUACCUCUGACAACUUCGACCUGGAACUCAUACCACCCAAGACUCCAAAAGCUGAGCAGGAGGAGCCCAUUUCCCCAGGAAGCACCCUGCCUGAGGUCAAGCUGCGGCGGUCUAAGAAGAGGACAAAGAGAAGCAGUGUGGUAUUUGCAGAUGAGAAAGCUGCCGGGGAUUCAGACUUGAAGCGGCUCUCUAGGAAGCAUGAGUUCAUGAGUGACACCAACCUCUCGGAGCACAUGGCCAUCCCCCACAGGAUGUCCAUCCUCUCUCAGAUGAGUUUUGCCAGCCAGUCCAUGCCCACCAUCCCAGCCCUCACUCUCUCUGUGGCAGGUGGGACAGGACUGGACGAAGCCAGCACAUCUCCCCGCCUCAGCCAGACCUUCCUUUGCCCCUCAGACAGUGACAAGAAGACGCUAACAAGGAAGAAAGUCAAUCAGUUCUUCAAAACCAUGCUGGCCAGCAAAUCUCCUGAAGAAAGCAAACAGAUCCCAGAUUUCCUGUCCACUGACCUGUAAGAUGCUGCAGACCAGAACAACAUAAGGACUGCCAGGGAAGGGCAUUUCCGGAAGGGAAGCAUGGCCGCAACGUAAGAGCCUCAAGGAAUAGAGAAACUGCCCCCAGAAAUUGUCGUCACCUAGAAGAGAUAGAGGUGAUUGAGUUCUAGAAUUGGUGGCAUAAAGUAUGGCCUCACCUAUUGCAGCCUCAGGGUGGUAGAUGACCCAGGGGAUAAAGAAGCCCCAGCCUGGCUUCUUGGACCGAAGAGGAGCCAGCAAGUUCCUUGCAUGCUCUCCCUAGUAUCCUAGGCAAUCUUUUCAAAAUCCAGUUUCUUAGGUACAAGGAGCUGUGUUUUUAUUUCAUUGUCUAAAUCCUAGCACUUAACAGAACAGAAAAGCUUUUAAUUAUUCUUAUUUUUAGUUAACAGUUUUAUACUUUACAUUUUUUUAAUACAACCA
Messenger RNA from Fukomys damarensis (Damara mole-rat), 5985 nucleotides. It is a transcript of the gene Dock2, whose product is annotated as dedicator of cytokinesis 2. Gene Ontology annotation, biological process: actin cytoskeleton organization; small GTPase-mediated signal transduction; cell migration. The transcript is spliced from 52 exons. The record is from RefSeq and is a predicted model, not a curated record. Gene Ontology annotation, molecular function: guanyl-nucleotide exchange factor activity; small GTPase binding; GTPase activator activity. NCBI's taxonomy places the organism in Eukaryota, Metazoa, Chordata, Mammalia, Rodentia, Bathyergidae. Bases 55 to 5547 code for a protein of 1830 amino acids. Gene Ontology annotation, cellular component: cytoplasm; plasma membrane.